Trichomonas vaginalis G3 is the source of this 762-nucleotide messenger RNA. Its product is annotated as proteasome assembly. Gene Ontology annotation, cellular component: cytosol; proteasome regulatory particle, base subcomplex; nucleus. Gene Ontology annotation, molecular function: polyubiquitin modification-dependent protein binding. NCBI's taxonomy places the organism in Eukaryota, Parabasalia, Trichomonadida, Trichomonadidae. The transcript has a single exon. Gene Ontology annotation, biological process: proteasome-mediated ubiquitin-dependent protein catabolic process. Bases 1 to 762 code for a protein of 253 amino acids. The record is from RefSeq and is a predicted model, not a curated record.
AUGAGUUUGCCACCGUACGCCAUUGCAGUAUUAAUAGACAACACUGAUAUAUCAAUUGAUGGAGAUUUUUACCCCAAUAGGCUCGACGCUCAAAAAACGACAGUUGAUAGACUGUCCCAAUUCUAUUUUUCCUCAAAUCCUAAGUCCCAAAUAGGAAUUGUUACGAUGGGAUCAAAGGAAUUUGGUCUUCGUACCUCUCUUACAUCAUCGCAUACAACAAUUCUGAAGACCUUGCAGAAUAUUAAACCCGGCGGAAGCUUGUACUUUUUAAAGGCUCUUAAGACCAUCAUGAUAAUGCUAAAGUAUUGCAAUACCGAUGUUGAAGAGAAAAGAGUCCUUGCUUUUAUCGGAGGAGACCAUGGAAUCAAUGAUAAAGAAAAAGCAAACGAAAUAGCCACAACAUUUACUAGAGAAGAUAUACCAUUGGAUAUAGUUAUUAUUGGAAAGCGAGUUCCAAAUGUACCGCUUAUUAAAAAUAUGUGUCGUCAGAUUCCAGGAUCCAACUGUAUCGAGAUCAGAGAAUGUGAUAACCUCCUUAGCGAUAAGGUAUUCAGCUCCAAAAUAUGUCCUGCAAAAAAUUUGUCACAAGCGGAACUGAAUGAGCUGAUCGAGAACGAACCUGCUUUUUCUGUUAUACGUCAGUCCAUGGCUCAUUCAGCCCAGAAAAAAGAUCCAACUAAAUCCGGAAGCUCAAAUUCUUCUCCAAGCAAGUACAAGCCUCAGAUGCUCAAAAAAAUGAUACCACAUAUCAAAAACCAUUGA